UCUUUUUAUGUCACUAUCGCUGUUUGCAUGUAGACGCAGCCAAUCUCUUCCCUAUGACGCCGGCGAGGCUGGGCUCAGAAGGGUUUGAUCAUAAUAUUUAACACACCCACCCAGUAAGAGCACCAUACUAGUUCGACUGAGAAGUAUAACAGCCACGGGACAAGUGGAAGCCAAAAUCUCUGCACCUGCCAAGCGGUGUAGCCUACUCGCUCUGCUGUUCCUUGACCCUAAAGACGGUGACGGGAGAUGUAUAUUUUUGACAGGAUCUGGCCUAGGCUCGCAUCUAGGUAUCUUCAGCUGACAGUGCAUCACAUGUUUUUUAAAUCUCGUCGAUUUUUUUGCGUUGCUUUUCUUUAACGUAUUUUUGUGUGCCUGUUGCUAUUUCCUACAAGGACUGUGGCUACAUUUUUAAAUCUGAAAUUGAAUAAAGACUGUCCCAACGACUUUUAACAAAAAUGACGAUUGGACAGCAUUGACACGUUUUUAUGCUCAGCAUUGCAUGUUCUGAGGAUGGAACAGUGCUUUCGAGACGCAAUUGUGCUAAAACACGUUUAAUUAAAAUUCCCUAAACUAUUCACUGCUAUUACGAUUAGAUAUCGUUUUGUCCCGUAUUCAGAAUAGCCACAGACCGAUUUGCUUUAAGGUGCCUGCAAUCCGCAAUGAGUCGGCAUGUCCAUCUGGCUGAAUAUGAAUAAUUCAGUUUUUUCUAAAAGACCAGCGCUCUGUGCGUAAACAUGGAGUUUCUGAUAUAACACGGAUUAUGUUUGGAAUGACCAGAAAAAAUCUCUUAAUGGUCUACAUUGGGUUUUUGCUCCAUAUUUCACAUUGACUAUCAUUUUAAUAUAUAUCGGUGUUGUGCGCUGCUUUUAUGGUUUAGUGAUAUAACAACACUACUUAGAAGUAAAUCCUGUACAAAAUGAUCAAGAUGAUACUGUUUCGUAAAUUUCGAGUUUUGAUACUCAUGGUGUUUUUGGUGGCGUGUACCAUGCACAUUAUGAUAGACUUGCUCCCAAAACUAGAGAAGCGAGCGGCGGGACCGGAAACCGGCAACGGUGGCUGCCAGUGCACUCACAACCCGAGCGAGGAGGCCGGGAGCUGGGGGAAGCAACGCGCUAGGUCGGUGGCGGAACAGGGCUGGCCUAACAAACACACGCUGAGAAUCCUGCAAGAUUUUAGCAACGAGCCGAGCUCAAACCUCACGUCCCAUUCCCUGGAAAAAAUCCCUGCCGCCGGGGAGAGAGCCGAGUCUUUCAAACGAAUGAAACAGUACGACGGGGCAGCGGAUAACCAGAAGCCGCUCAUCAGAGACGCCAGCGGGGGUAAGACCGUUGCUGCGCCCGGUAUCUUCCGGCUGCCGGCUCUGUUCGAGCAUCCUUUAUACAAGACGGACCUGCCGACCCUCACAGACGACGACACCUUGUUCAACGUCAAUACUGACAUCAGGUUCUAUCCGAAAGCAGCGGGGAAUCAAGAAUGGCACAAUGAAGCCAAUGUGGAAGAGGAGGAGUACCCCCCUACAGGGGAGGUGACAGCCGAGUCCUACCCUAACUGGCUUCGCUUCCACAUCGGUAUCAACCGCUACGAACUCUACUCCAGACACAACCCUGUCCUGGACUCCCUGCUCAAGGACCUGGUCACCCAGAGGAUCACCAGUGUGGUCAUGAAGUCAGGAGGAACUCAACUGAAGCUCAUCAUGACCUUCCAUAACUACGGACAGGCGCUGUUCAAGCCCAUGAAGCAGACCAGGGAACAGGAGACACCCCCGGACUUCUUCUACUUCUCUGAUCUGGAGAGACACAACGCUGAGAUCGCUGCCUUUCAUUUGGACAGGAUCCUAGACUUCCGGAGAGUGCCCCCGGUGGCGGGAAGACUGGUCAACAUGACCAGGGAGAUACGGGAUGUGACCAGGGACAAAAAGCUCUGGAGGACUUUCUUCAUCUCCCCAGCCAAUAACAUAUGUUUCUACGGCGAGUGCUCCUACUACUGCUCUACUGAGCAUGCUCUGUGUGGGAAGCCGGACCAGAUCGAGGGUUCUCUGGCUGCCUUCCUGCCAGACCUGGCCCUGGCCAAACGCAAGACCUGGAGGAACCCUUGGAGACGAUCCUACCACAAACGCAAGAAAGCAGAGUGGGAGGUGGACCCAGACUACUGUGACGAGGUGAAGCAGACUCCUCCCUUUGACCGUGGUUCUCGUCUGCUGGACAUCAUGGACAUGACCAUCUUUGACUUCCUCAUGGGUAACAUGGACCGGCACCAUUACGAGACUUUUGAGAAGUUUGGAAACGAGACCUUCAUCAUCCAUCUGGACAAUGGAAGAGGGUUUGGGAAACACUCCCACGACGAGCUCUCCAUCCUGGUGCCUCUGAGCCAAUGCUGCAGAGUGAGGAAGUCGACCCACUUGCGUCUGCAGCUGCUUGCCAAGGAGGAGUACCAGCUGAGCCGUCUGAUGGAGGAGUCCCUGCUGCAUGACCGCCUCCACCCCGUCCUCAUCCAGCCCCACCUGGAGGCCAUGGACCGGAGGCUGCGCCUGGUGCUCCAGGUCCUGGCUGUCUGCGUGGAGAAGGAGGGCUACAGUAAAGUGGUGGAGGUGGACGACCACCACUGGGCCAGAGAAGCCAGAGGGGGCAGGGACACAGCCACCCACAGGAACCCAGGGCACAGGUAGUGAGGCCUGGCUAGGAAGAGAGGGAGAUGGGGGGUGGAGGGGUGGUACCCUUGGUUCUCCCGCUUCUCCCCAUCCUGGACCUCCAAAGAAACUACCGCUGAUGGUGAACCAACCAUGGGUGUCUGGUCUCACGGAGAGACUGACUGGAUCCUGUGACUGUGCGGGAGCCGCCAUUUUGAAUUCAGUGAAUUCCGAGACUUGCCGUCAAUGCCUCUAUGGAACCUCCCAUGUACGUGUGUUUAUAUAUAGGUACUGUUGGUCCACAGAUAUAGCAGUGAGCUGAGGAGAGAAGAGGCCUGGUCUUUGCUAAGUACCAAUGUUUCAUGACUUCUCUUGGACAUGAUAAAUAGGGACCAUUUUGAUUUUACUUUGUUGGUUUUCUUAUUUUAUGUUUUUUGGGUUGUUUGAAUGCGAAGGCUAUCAUUGUUUGCUCGGGUUAACACUAAGCUAGCUACAGUAUAUUUGUGUUACACAACCAAAUGAGAUUUUACUUUAACAAGUUAAAAUGUGGUUUGAGCUUUAUUUAUGCACAGUAACUGGAGGAAUGGAAUAGAAGGUUUAUAAAGCUUUAAUUUUAAAGGGCGAGAAUGAAAAGAAUAUAGUAUAUUAUUUAUGAUGAAUGUCAGUAUGACCGUUAUUUAUUAGUUGCCUCCAUUUUCAACCCAUCACUAUCUAUGACUAUGCUAUAGGCCUCCAUUACUGAGACAUUAUACAAGAGGCUAUUUACAGUACAGAAAUUACCUGCUAUUUACAAAGAAAUUACAUGGUAAAAUGGUAAUUGUACAGUAAUACCCUAUUAAUUACUACAUAAAGUACUCAUUUGGUACGUUGGGAUUCAAACUAGCAUUUAUAUAUACACCAUUUUGAUCCAGGUAGUUCCCAAUUGUGGUGAAUUUUAAGCAUAAAGUAUAGUGAAAGCCCCAGUUAGAACUCAGCGAUGCCACAUAGUUUCCUAAUAAGCACCACCUAAAUACCAGUCGAAGCAGUACACCAUUAAAGAAAGUGCUACCGGUUUCCUUUUCAAUAAAGCUUUCAGUUCAACUUAAAUUCAGUGUUCAAAGCCUGGAUGGAAGCAGCUCUCUUAAACAAGGGCUCUUAUAGAAGCACCUCUCAGCAGCCCAGAAGUUGACUAGUGUUGAGUGCCCUUGCCCUCAUCCAUUAAAAUGAGAUAUCAUUCAAUCUUUCCAUUUCUUUUCAUCAAAGCCUUCCAUCAAAAUGUGUCACUCGUUCAUGGUUGGCACUUAAGAUAAUUGCUGCCCCAUUUAUUCAGAAAUUCAGCAUUUUUGACUGAGGAACUUCUAAAUCAAUGCUUUGCUGGAAUGGCUGGAAUGAAAACAUGCUGCGUGGUAUACUAGGACAUGUUUUUCAAGGACAUGAGAAUGGCCUUUACAGGAAGUUGUGAUAGAUGAUGACAGUGUGACUGACAUGGCUGACAUGUUUGUUUUUGCUGAGAUCUCACGUUAGCUGAGCCUAUCUGUUCUGGUCUCAGCUGGCAUGGCAGCCCUGGCUUACAGGAUGUGGAGAUUCAUACAAAUAAUAAUAAUACAGGACUAUGUAAAUACUGCCAUGAGAGAAUAUUUACAUUUACAUUUACAUUUUAGUCAUUUAGCAGACGCUCUUAUCCAGAGCGACUUACAGUAGUAUCAAUCUGACACUAUUCAUUUAAUUGGCCUUUGAGGUCUUGGUAAAAAUCCCCAUAUAGCUGCACAUAUCAUGUAACAAAUGAGAGAUUUUUGUUGUUUUUCCCCCAAAAUACAUUAUCUCUUUGCUUUAUCCCCACGUGAGAUUGUUUUAUUACCAACAAUCUCUCACCAGUUUUGCUCACACUUCACGCAGCCUCAAGUUGACGUCAGUAACACUGAAAUUAUUAUUUUGGAGAUCGAAAUAGUCUAGUCUCUAUCCAUGUGGCUGUAAAGAUGGGUUGGAACUGUGAUUACAGUGUAUACCAGUAUUCAAGUCAGAUGCACUACCCCGUUGUCAUGCCAUUCAUCUUUCAUACCAACUAAAGUUACCAUUACAACACCAAACAAAUGUAAAAUGCCGUUUUCUGUUACAGUCCAGGCUACACAGUAACUUCUGUUGUAUUGUUCAAUGCUUUUCCAAAUGAAAAUAGGAUUUAUUGACGUGUCAACAUUUAAAAAUGGAUGUGGAAAUAAGGGGUAUGUUCUAAGGUUUUUCAUUUUUUUGAAACAUUCCUCAUUAUGUUUUGAUACUAAUUAUGUUUUGGUACUAUUUAAUGUUAUGUCCAUUUUAUGAUCUGAAAAGCUGUGUUUGAUUGCUGGAAGUGUUGAGCUCAAUACAGGCAUUCUAUAUUCCACCAAUAGCCCCUAGAAUCUGUCUACGUAUGGCUAACCUGGUGCCUGUGCAACGUUGGGUAUACUUGAAUGUUUCGGGUGGCCAUACGACCAGGACUACAACUACAUAGAGUUCACACUACAGCCUGUGUGACCUGGAUCCUCAGACUAAGUUGAAAGAGUUAACAUUAUACAUUUACGUUUGAGUCAUUUAGCAGACGCUCUUAUCCAGAGCGACUUACAGUAGUGAGUGCAUACAUUUUUGCAUACUUUUUUGUACUGGUCCUCCGUGGGAAUCGAACCCACAACCCUGGAGUUGCUCUACCAACUCAGCCUUCUCCUCCCUUCAUACAGCAGCAGUUAAAGGGUUAACUCAGCCCUGGGCGAUUUUCAUAUUGUCACUGUAAAUAUCUAUAAAUAUAUUGGAAGACCUAAGAGGCUGCAGUGCUGCAGCGAUACGCUUCUGUUCUGUUUUCUCCUAUUGCGUUGUUGCUGUGAACAUCUGUUUGCUAAAUGAUAAAGGUGUGCAAUAAAAAAAAUGUACAACAAA
Salmo salar (Atlantic salmon) is the source of this 5509-nucleotide messenger RNA. RefSeq names its product extracellular serine/threonine protein kinase FAM20C. Lineage: Eukaryota; Metazoa; Chordata; Actinopteri; Salmoniformes; Salmonidae. Gene Ontology annotation, molecular function: protein serine/threonine kinase activity. The record is from RefSeq and is a predicted model, not a curated record. Gene Ontology annotation, biological process: enamel mineralization; protein phosphorylation. Gene Ontology annotation, cellular component: Golgi apparatus.